This is a messenger RNA of Botrytis porri, 843 nucleotides long. RefSeq lists its product as uncharacterized. NCBI's taxonomy places the organism in Eukaryota, Fungi, Ascomycota, Leotiomycetes, Helotiales, Sclerotiniaceae. Gene Ontology annotation, molecular function: D-glutamate cyclase activity. The record is from RefSeq and is a predicted model, not a curated record. Bases 1 to 843 code for a protein of 280 amino acids. The transcript has a single exon. Gene Ontology annotation, biological process: glutamate metabolic process.
AUGUCCGGCGCAAGUGUUCGAGAAUCGGCACGCAAAUGCGAGAUAGGACAGACCUCAUCUCUUGCGCCAUCACAUCUCCAAGCUAACCUUAUCGUUCUGCCUUCGCGCUAUGCUGGCGACUUCGAGCGAUUCUGCAAGAGAAAUCCAGUACCGUGUCCUCUAAUCGCCAAAUCUGCCGCAGUAGGAUCCUAUAAUGCUCUCGAAUCAUGGAUAGAAGGGGUGGCAGAUGAAGAUCUGGCUGCAAAUAUCGAUAUCCGAACCGACAUUCCAAAAUAUAUGGUCUACGAGCAUGGCGAGCUCUUAGGCGAUCAUGUUGAUGACAUAAAGGCGCACUGGACAGACGAUCAUGUAGCUUUCUUAAUCGGAUGCUCGUACAGUUUUGAAGGCGCUCUUGUUGAUGCUGGAUUAACGCCAUCGCACAUCAGACACUAUCGAAAUGUGCCGAUGUACAGGACUAACAUAUCUUUGUGUCCUGCUGGAGUCUUUGACCGGGGCACAUAUGUGGUAUCUAUGAGGCCAUACAGAAAGGAUGAUAUCGAGAAAGUUAGAGAAAUCACAAGACCAUUUCUAGCAACUCAUGGGGAACCCAUUGCUUGGGGAUGGGAUGCCAUCGAGAAAUUGGGAAUUCGGGACAUUACUAAACCAGAUUGGGGCGAUGCCUCUGUCAAUGAUAAUGGAAACCCACUGAGUCCAGACGACGAAAUAGUUCCGGUGUUUUGGGGAUGUGGUGUUACCCCGCAGUACGCUGUUGUCAGCGCUGGCUUGGAGGGAACCGUCAUGGGUCAUGCACCGGGCCACAUGCUAGUAUUAGACUGCAGAGACGGUGAUCUUGUUAAGAAUUGA